Molecule: messenger RNA, 405 nt
Organism: Cladophialophora bantiana CBS 173.52
Lineage: Eukaryota; Fungi; Ascomycota; Eurotiomycetes; Chaetothyriales; Herpotrichiellaceae
Exons: 2
Coding region: 1-405 (134 amino acids)
Source: RefSeq, a predicted model, not a curated record
AUGCAAGGCUCAGAGUCGAAACAGAAGGCCAAGAAGGGAUAUAGGAAGAUCAGGAAUGUCUGUGCCAUCGCCCGCGAUCACUAUCAGUAUAUCUGGAUCUAUACCUGCUGCAUCGACAAAAGAAGCAGCGCAGAGCUUCGAAAGGCCAUCAAUUCCCUGUUUCAGUAUUACCACCACGCUGAGCUGUGCUACAGCGAUGGCCGCUUUAACCAGGCCAGAUGGUCCGCAAGUGGUUGGACGUUGCAAGAACUGAUUGCGCCCCGGGAUCUGGUCUUCUACGCGAAGGACUGGAUUUUCUUCGACACUAAGGAAAGACUCACCGAUGAAAUUGCCAAUAUCACCGAUAUCGACAUUGCUUUUGUUCGAGGUAGAGACCUCAGCCAGGCCAGUGCGGCUCAGAAAUAG